AUGUUCAGUUCGCACUCAAAACGCGCGUAUCAGGUUGGUUAUUUUGACGAAAUUUCGCAAAAAUUUGGUUUUUUCCCAAAUACCUGAACUUUUGACCCGUUUGUGAUAAUCCGAUCGGGUCCACACUUGGCAGGCUUUAUUUGGUCCAAGUUUCAGACCGAUCGAUGCAUCUGGUCCCGAGAAAUGUGGAUCAGAGGCCGAAAAGGCCGGGGUUUUGUCUUAUGGCGAAAAUUCCAGGGCCUAUCGAACAAAUUUCGAGCGAAACUUUAAAGAAACAUACCAACAACAACAAAACAAAACACAAAUUCCAGCAAAUCGACGAUGACUACGACGACGAGGUGCUGCGGAACAGCACGUGCACUUCCCGCUUCAUGCAGGGAUUCGGAUCGACGACCCGAUCGAUUCUGUUCGGAAAUCACGACGAGGGAGAGCACCGCAAUUUGUACGUUGUUCUUUUUUCGUACGAAAGCAAAAAAUAAUCGAAAUUUCAGAAUCGCCAGCUCUUCGUCUCAACACUCGUACCACGAUUCGCCAGUCGAUGCGCAGCCGGUAAGCAUUUUUAUGUUUUCGCAAGCAGACACUUUGAAACCGGGCAUUUUCCACAUGAUUCGCUACUUGACGUUUUUACAUGAUUUUCGCAUAAAAUAUGUGCUACGCGCUACGCUAGCAGUUGCAAAACUUAACAAAAAAAAAACCAAAUUCACAGGAAGUGCACUACGAGCAAUUCAACGCGAACCAUCACGGACCGCCGACAAUGGCCUCGUCGUCGCAGUUGGGCGAACGGCGAUGGGACCAUGUCAAGGAUUUGGACGAGUUUUUCACGCACAUUUACGAGUAUCACCAGUGCGGCGGAUACAUGUGCAUCGUCAUGCAAAAAGUGUUCAGUCUACUCCAAUUUGUGUUUGUUAUGGUCCGUUUUGUCGCUGCCCAGGGGAGAGCAUGCAAAACAUGGUAGCAAUUUUUGCAGAGUUUCACCACAUUCUUCACCCAAUGCGUCAACUACGAAUUCCUGUUUGCCAACACAAAUGUGACGAGUCACGGAAAUGUGAACAUCGGCAAACGACACUUUUCGGCACGUUCCUCUCCGUUCCUCUCCACUAAUCGAACCGCCCGUUGCUUUUGCAGGACGCGGUCGUCGAACACUGUCCGGACCAUCUGAGUGUCUGGAUGAUUUUCGCCAUUUUGGCGGCCAUCGUCUACUGGUGCACACGGGUCAUCAAGCACGCGCAGUACGUGUUGAAAAUGUCCGAUAUCCAGUUGUUCUAUGCGCACGAGUUGAAGGUGACCGACGAUCAGUUGCCGAACAUGACGUGGCAUGCGAUUGUCAAGAAGAUUUGUGAGGUACGCAAUUUAGAAGCGGGCCUAGAAUUGAUCAUAAGCAAAAAUGUUUAGGCUCAAAAAAAGGUGCGGCUGAGUAUCCACCAGGAAAACAUCACCUCAAUCUACAUUUACCACCGCAUCCUUCGCUAUCGCAACUACAUGAUCGGAAUGGUGAACAAGGUAAGCGUGGCCUAGAACUUCGCCGCGCCACUGCCGAACAUUUUCAGCGCAUCCUUCACCCGGUGUUCGAUGUGCCGUUCAUCGGACCCAUCGCCUAUCUGCCGAACAGUUUGAAGCACGAAAUCGAGCGAAUUCUGUUCCUCAGCUCGACGUCCGCCUGGAAAAACGCGUCGGAUUUGCGCGACGAGUACAAGAAUCACGAGCAACUCGAGGAGGCGAUCAAAAAAAUGAAAUAUGAUGUGAGUUUUCGGCGUCACAACGGCAUUUCAUAAACGCUCAAUUUUUGCAGUGCAAAUUCUACGGCCUGCUCUCGCUCGUUCUGAUGCCACUCAUGCUGCCCUUCCAAAUCAUGGAGUCGUUUUUCUCGCUGACCGAACUCAUCAAGCGUCGGCCCGACGGCCUCGGAAUGCGUCGCUACAGCAACUACGGCCGCUACCUCGUCCGUCACUUCAACGAGUUGGACCACGAGCUCUCGGCGCGGCUCAACCGAUCGCACAUCUACGCGGCCGCCUAUAUGGAUCAAUUCUUCUCGCCCGUCCUCGAAAUUGUCGCCAAAAAUGUCACUUUUGUGGCGGCGGCCAUCGUCGGAAUUCUGACAAUUUUGUCGGCGUGGGACGAGGACGUACUUCAGGUCGAACACGUGCUCACUGUGAUCACCGUCUGCGGAGUCGUCAUUCUGAUUUGUCGUGGAAUGAUUCCCGACGAGAAUCUCGUGUGGCAACCCGAGAUUCUCAUGACGCACGUCGCAUCGGAACUCCACUAUUUGCCGUCGAACUGGAAGGGAAAAGCGCACACGGCACAGGUCCGACACGAGUUUGACCAGCUCUUCCAGAUGAAAUGGACCUUUUUCGUGCUCGAGCUCACCUCGCCCAUCUUCACGCCGUUCGUGAUUCUGUUCUGGAUGCGGCCGAGAUGUGCCCAACUCGUCAACUUCUUCCACGACUACACGGAACGCAUCGACGGUCUCGGCGACGUUUGCUCGUUCGCGGUGAUGGACGUCGGAAAGCAUGGCGAUCCGAAGUGGAAUCAUAUUAAGGAACUGAAGAGUAUACAUGAGGAGGACGAGAACACUUCCGGCAUCGUCACUUCGCACAAUCGGGCGCUCGACGGCAAAACCGAGCUGUCGAUAUUGCACUUUAAGACGACGAAUCCCGAGUGGCAGCCGCCCAAGGCGUCGGAACGGUUCUUGCGAAAGUUCCGCAACCGACUGGGACAAGAGGCGUCGAUGCUGGCACCGUUCGCCUCCACGUUGGAGCAGCAGCCGCCCGCCAAUCAUCGCAACAUCCUCCUCGAGUCGGUCCACUCAAUUGUGCCGACUUCGGCGGGCGCGGCGCCCGGACGCCAUCCGCUCAUCGGCGAGGGACUGCAUCGCAUCGACGGACCGCUCGAGAACGCGUUCCAGGGAAUUCAGGGCAAACAGGGCGGCGGAGUGCUCGCGAGUCUCUAUCACGAACAGCCGCGCGCCGCCGAGUCGCUGAGCAACAGUUUGAGGGCUAGCGGUUUGUGGAAAUUUAAAGUUUUGUCAUAAUUUUGCCAAUUUUCAGGCGUUGAUAUCGAUGGAGCCGGCGCUGAGAUGAGGAUCAACGCGCUCUUCCUCAGAGGACUUCACGAUGAGAGCGUUUUGUGAGUUUUCUGGGUCUUGCAGCGAAAAUUUGACUCUUUAAAGAUCUUUCUCAAUAAAUUGUUCACAUUUCCGCUUAAAAUUUACGGAAAAUUGAAGAGAUCACGGGAAAAUGUUUUCGGGGAAAAAAUUAUGCUUAAGCGACAAUUAUUUUCCUCAUUUUUCAGCAGGAACAGUCAAAACUACGGCUCGUCGGCGUUCAACGUGCACGCGACGGCGAGCGUGUUCGCAAUGCCCGACGGAUUCGGCGAUUCGGUGAUCGUUGACGUCGAAACGCCCACGUACCGUCGGGAAUCGCAUCAAAAGUCGGCGGCCGAACAUUCUCCGGCUCCCGAGCCUCUGGCGGAUCUCUCAGAACUGGCGGCCGGUCCUUCUGGCUCGGUUUCCGGGCCGCACGUCGAUCACCCGGCUCGAUCGCGUUUCGCAAUGAGCACGCGACAGAUAAACGAGGAAAACGAGGACGAGGAGGAGGAGGAGGACGACGCGCCGCCACUCAGUUUCAGCUCGUAA
Messenger RNA from Caenorhabditis sp. 36 PRJEB53466, 3631 nucleotides. Lineage: Eukaryota; Metazoa; Nematoda; Chromadorea; Rhabditida; Rhabditidae. The record is from the annotation of a GenBank genome assembly.